CCAAGAUGACACACCCACUAUACUUGCUAUAACGUUCAUUUCCUCCAAUUGCCUCUAUCAGAAAGAUUACAAAAUUGCUACCAGCAACAACAACCAAUCAUCAACAGCGACAGCAAAGGGCACUUCUAUGGUUAUCGACUGCGUCAUGUCAGAGCACCGAGCUAUUCGAAAACAUGCGGCUCAGCACGAUCUGUUCAACAGAUUGCACUCCAUUGCAACAGAUGAAGAAUUUGUUAAACGAGUGGGGAAGUCAUGGUACAAUAACCGUUUUGAGGUCGUUCCUAAUCAGAGAUGUGGAAACUGGUAUUGUGACCCCACAAGCAGUUCCAAUGCUUACGCAUAUUUUAAGUCAACUGAUGGGCAUAUGUUUCAUUGGGAUUUCAAUCUUCGGCGAUCGAAUCUGUCUUUAGCAAGCUAUGCGGAGGCAAAGGGAGGCCUGAUUUUAGUUGAUUCAACACGGCAAGGGAAACGCAUGCCAGACGGGCUGUCUAAGACUGUACCUAUCUGGUGUGCCGUAAUCAACAUCGCUGUUUCUCUGCGCCAUGAUGUGCCUCAGGACUGGGACACUAACAUCUAUCUCUCACCUCAAAUCGUCCCACCCACAGAGAGGUCCCAAAUAGAAUCAAAGCUUCGGGCUUGGGCGGAAUCUUUGGAGCGCUCUUCUUUGCCUCUCCCCCAUUUAGCACGGCCUCUUCGCCCCUUUUUCAUCCAUCCCUCAACUUCCUAUGCCCCGUCCAUCCCGGAGACUCCAGAAUACAUACCUAUUAUUUGCUUAUCAGCUUCUAGAUGGGUUAGCAAAGGUGGGGACGAUAUACCUUCAGUAACUAGCAUUGGGCAGCGAAAGGUCGGGUUUGAAUAUGUCCCGGGAGGGGGGGACGAUGAUGAGCUUUGGGCCCGAGGAUUGAAACCCCUUCUUUUCCACCAACAUAAGAAAGACUUGCUCUCAGUUGAAAGAGACGAUUUACCAUCUCUUGUCGACCGGCUAGUCAAAUCAGCGGAUCCAGUAGCAGGCAUUAAUACCUCCCUAAUGGACUGUGAUCUAUCCUCUUCGGUACUGGCAGGUGUCCCUACUCCCAAUUCCCUCAUGGCACUUGAUAUUGGUCCGCCAAGUACGAAAGCUCCGUGGUCACUUUCUCCCUCCGAGGUACUUCGAGUUGUGCCAGUCGACAAGUAUCCCAAAAACACUCCUUUUCUUCUCGGAGUCCAUCCAUCCGAACGUGUGCUAGCAGUUCCAUCAGCGAAAACGGACGGCAAAUUUUAUGCGACAGCACUUCGUGAGCUGGUCGAUCAUGUGAGGAAAGUGAGCAUCGAACAAUCAAAGCCGAUUGUGUUACGCCCAGGGAAAGCUGUGGACGUCCGAAAAGCUAUUGCUUCUGUAAAUAAUGCGCAGAGUAUCGAUCCUGCAGCCAUCAAAAUCACAUCGCCAAGUUUCUUAGUUGAUGCUCGCAAGGUUAUUCUGCCACUUGCCCUCGUGAUUCUUUGCGCACUCCCUGGAAUUUCUGAAUCUUCUACCCAUGCACUUCCCGCCGAAAGCAAUUUAUCGAAAGACCAUGUGGCAGAUAGAUUGCACAGGCUUGUUGCUUUAUGGCCGGAUGGGAAUCCUCCAAGAGUAGCUUUGAAGAGAGUAAAUGAGUUUCUCAUGAGCGAAUCGCGAAAGUGAAGACGAUUGAUGUGAGUUGGGUGUUGCAGUGUCGGGUUACAACUUUCCUCAAGGAUGAUGGGAAGCACCUUUAGCUAUUAUAGUUCGGCGCCCUGGGUCGUUCGCCUAUAGUUGAGCUUGAAGCGUUGGCUUGGAAGUUGAAACAUAUACGGUACUCGGCGGUUUGAGAAGACGAAGCGGCUUGGGCGAUGCAUUCUAUCUAAUCGAAGGGCCGAUUUCUAUAUACCGUGUCGAAGCUCUAUGAACUGAUUCAACUUUCCCAGUUUCCUUUCACUUUCUUCCAG
This is a messenger RNA of Cryptococcus deneoformans JEC21, 1944 nucleotides long. RefSeq lists its product as hypothetical. Gene Ontology annotation, cellular component: cytoplasm. The transcript is spliced from 8 exons. Gene Ontology annotation, molecular function: tRNA adenosine(64)-2'-O-ribosylphosphate transferase activity. Lineage: Eukaryota; Fungi; Basidiomycota; Tremellomycetes; Tremellales; Cryptococcaceae. Gene Ontology annotation, biological process: charged-tRNA amino acid modification. The record is from RefSeq and is a predicted model, not a curated record. Bases 128 to 1660 code for a protein of 510 amino acids.